UUUUAAAUAAAAAAAAACAAAGAUACAAAAGCAAAGAAAGAAAGAGAAACAAAAUAGAGUUCCCAAAAACAAUGGCGGAGGGCUCCGAUAAGGAAGUAGAGAAGGUGUUCAACCGCAUCGACACCGACGGCGACGGCAAGAUCUCGGAGUCGGAGCUUAAAGGCGUGGUAAAAGCGCUCGAUUCCAGCGUCUCCCAAGAGGAGGUCGGCAUGAUGAUGCGCGAGAUGGACAAAGAUCACAACGGCUUCGUCGAUCUCAAGGAAUUCACCGAGUUCCAGCGCGGCGGCGACGGCGACGGCGAGGUUGAUGAUGAGCUCAGGGAUGCGUUCCAGAUGUAUGAUUUGGAUAAAGAUGGGGUGAUCUCCGUCAAAGAACUACAUCUGGUGUUGAAUAAAUUGGGGGAUAAGAGUUCGAUUGGGGAUUGUGCUCGUAUGAUCAAGUCUGUGGAUUCGGAUGGUGAUGGUUGUGUGAAUUUUGAGGAGUUUAAGAAGAUGAUGAACAAGGGUAGCCAUGAACGAGGCCAGUCGUCUUCUUGAAGGAUGUAGUACAUCAUCUUGGGAUUUUGGAUUUGGGCUUUAUCUUUAUCUUUUAUCUUUUAUCUUUCUUUUUUUUUAUUGGAAGUGUCUUGUGUUUAAUUUUUAUACUCUUAUUAGCCUUGUGUGUGUGUUGGUGUGUUGCUUUGAAUGUGAAAUUU
Messenger RNA from Dioscorea cayenensis subsp. rotundata (Guinea yam), 694 nucleotides. Its product is annotated as probable calcium-binding protein CML18. NCBI's taxonomy places the organism in Eukaryota, Viridiplantae, Streptophyta, Magnoliopsida, Dioscoreales, Dioscoreaceae. Gene Ontology annotation, molecular function: calcium ion binding. Bases 72 to 536 code for a protein of 154 amino acids. The record is from RefSeq and is a predicted model, not a curated record. The transcript has a single exon.